CCGUACUGGGGAGUGUUUCUCGGUCAAACAACAAAAACAUGUCUGAGUGUGACAGACUGCACCGUUAGUCGGUAGCUUUUGAGCCACCCCGCUGUCACCGCUGCGAUCCGACCGACUGCUAUAUGGUUCCCGUCGUGUUCACGGCAGAUAACCCAGAGAGAUGCCACAUAAAGCACUGGGAUCCAUUGUAGGUCUUCUCUGUACCGGGACCUGUCUGGUGCAGGGGAAGGAGUUCUGUUCGGGGGUAAAUAAUGAGCAGUACCGCUGUGAGAUGGGGUACUGCUGUGGCGAGACAGAGUGCUGCACUUACUACUACGAACUAUGGUGGUUCUGGUUGGUAUGGACGCUAAUCAUAAUGCUCAGUUGCUGCUGUGCGUAUCGACACCGGAGAGUUAAAAUGCGUCUGCAACAGGAGCAACGACAACGUGAGAUCAGCCUAAUGGCCUAUCAGGGUGCUUCUACCUCCUUCAUUACCCCUCCACCACUCAAUUUAAGAUUCUGGAAUGACUGCAAGCUUCCCGACUACGAAGAGGUGGUAGGGCACCCUCCGACCCCCCCUCCCCCGUACUCUGAGAACCCUCCUGAGUCAACUCCGGCGAUCCCCCCCCAAAUUAGCCAGCCGGUCUCGGUGUCCGUGCCUCAAAUGUUGCCUGGAGCAGAGCCAGCGGCGGACCGCCAGGCGUCGGGCUUCUCCCCAGACGCGGGGGCCAUGCCCCAGCCGGUCCAACCACCGUGCCGGGAAGAGGGGAACGUAGACGUUGUGCUGCUGGGGGCCGCGGCGGAGGAGGAGGAGGAGGAGGAGGACGAGGAGCUUGUAACUCGACGCCGGCAUGUGACCGGCGACUCAGGGAUUGAGGUGUGCGUUUGCCAGCUGGACGUAGACGAGGGCUCAGGGCUGGAGGAAGAAAGCGACGAGGAGAACCGGAUGUGCAAAGGCGCCGGCAGGGACUGCUGCUCCGGACACCCGCAGGAGGCCUUCAGACCCAAGGAGUGCACCUCCGAGCCGCCUAGCCAGGCGGCCAACACCAGCACUGGAGACCACAUGGUGUGAUCCGCAGCGUAAUUAACCAGCACAGCGAUGCAGCUUCCAGCCUCACACAGGGUGAUAACCAUUGGCAUCAUCGUUGGCACGGGGGGACGUCUAAGCUUUAGUUCCCUGGACUAAUAUUAACACCAUGAUGAUGUCGACUAAUCAGUUCUGGCUUUUGUUUAGGACAGAUACGAUGAGAAUGUGGGCAAAGCCUGAUUUUUAUUUAGUCUUUUUCCAAUGCUUUUCACAGCGGUGGAUCCAGCAAACAUUUAGAUGCUCUGUUGGGUCAUCAUUUCUUUUUUUUUUUUUUUUUUUACCUUCUGUUCAGUGCGAGAACUUCAUUGAACAGCGAAAAAGAAAGGAAGCGGUUGUUCUGCGGGAUUGAAAGCAGAAGUGGCCGUUUCCCUCGCCGUCUCUGCCGCGGCGCUGCUUUCACGUUUUCAUUUCUGUCCCCAAAAAGCCCCCUCGCAGAGACUCGGCCCGCGACGGCCGUCCAGAAGCAGGCGGGAAACAUCUGCGGGGUCCCCGCCGUGACCGAGCAAACGAGGGAUGAACAAACGUCUUCAACGGCCAGCUUGAUUUAGCAAAAAAUUAGAAUCAGAUUGUUUUUUUUGUUGUUGGAUUUUUCUGAGUCCUCGCUGUGAAAUCUGGGUCACAGCUGCACGGCGACGUCAUCUCUUAAGGUCACGGUUGGGAGGGGGACUAAACACUCGGGCAGAGCCUCUCGUGUUUUAAACGUCACUCUGAUCUCUUCUUCCGGUCUGCUAUCCAUACUGUUGUCACCAGGGCUGCGCGGUGUCUAAUUCAAAUGGUGAAAGUGGUGCUCUUCAUUGUAGCUGUGUAUCGGUUGUUGUGCAUGUAUGCAUGCGACCUCCUCCCUUCAGUUCCUAGCUGCAGUAAAUUCAUAGUACUAACAGGAGGAAGUUUGUAGUCCAACUAAAGUUUUUCGGGGGGAGCUCAACGUCGGUGUUUUAUUUAACUUGUGCUCUCUGAGGGGAUUUUUUUUAUUUUUUAUUAUGUCGAUAUUGAAGGAUUUUGUCGCUCUUUGCUUUUUCAUCACAUACGCAGCUAUGCUUGGGUAAACGCCACAGGUUUCAGCCUUCCCCUGACUGGCUGUGGGGGCGUACGCCGCUUGUAAAGAAACGUUGACAUGUAUGCUUUUGAGAUCACUGACGUGGCGUAACACUUUAAAGCACUGAUUGUUGUUUCUUUUAUCUUUUUCUUUUUUUUUUUGGGUUUGGUUUGGUUUUGCACGAGGCAUGACUUGGGUGUUCAUAUUCGAGUGAGUCGUCCGAUCCGAUCGUUUUCAGUGCUCGCUUUGCUCGUCAUUCACAGUGAUCUUGGCCUGCAGCGGCUGAUAAAGUCAGCAAAAAAACUAUUGAGAGGUUACAAAUAAAUAAAUAAAGAUGGGUUGAUUCAU
Fundulus heteroclitus (mummichog) is the source of this 2450-nucleotide messenger RNA. It is a transcript of the gene wbp1, whose product is annotated as WW domain binding protein 1. The transcript has 4 exons. Bases 161 to 1051 code for a protein of 296 amino acids. Lineage: Eukaryota; Metazoa; Chordata; Actinopteri; Cyprinodontiformes; Fundulidae. The record is from RefSeq and is a predicted model, not a curated record.